AAUCUCAUUGUUCAUCUUUGAAGAAAAAAAAAAAAAGGAAAAGGAAAAAGAAAAAAGAAAAAAAGGAGAAACUUUUAUAUUUACCGACAAAGAAGAAGUUAAUCAAAAGUGAAAAGAAAAUCUGAUUUUCGUAAUCCAAAAUCUUGUAGCAGAAAUCAACUCACUUCUUCUCCAAAUCUCUAUACACACCAGUCUUCGUGUAAGUUAAUCGGAAGCUGAUUUUCGGUGCAGUGCAACCCUAAUUCCCCAAUUGAUUUUGGAAGCAAUUUAAUUGGUUUACGAAUCGAACAAAAUCGGUUCGUUGGAGGAUUCGAUGGCAGGCAAUGGCCUGCCAACACUAGGCAGGGUGAAGCUGGUCGAUUUAAUACCCACCGAAGGCCUUCCUUCAGACACAUACAAACUCUCCGUAUCGACUCUCUCACAAUCCUUAGCUCAAUACUCCGCCGCCAUUAUUCAAUUCCCCAUAACCGAUGGAGCUCUCUUAAAUUCCUGCCUCGAGUCAUCUCGUCUCUACUUUCACCACAAACCAUCUUUCCCAUCCGCUGACAUCAUUGAGUCUCGUGAUUGGUGCAAAACCUCCGGUUAUCAAGCCGACCCACAAACAUGGCAAGAAAACUACGAUUAUAGGCCCGGCCUCACCCUCUUAGAGCCCGUUAACGAAAUCGAAAUCGAAAUCCCGCCCGCAGGUUUAGUCCACCUCUUCGGUCUGCUCGGAAAAGCUUCUAGAGAAAUAUUGGACGCAAUAAGUUUCUACCUUAAUCUACGUAGUUCGCCUUUCACUGAAAUACUCGAUAGUGUCCCUUUAAGAAAUCGUGAAAUAUCGUCCUCCGUUUUGUCUGUUAGUUGCAACGGAAGGCCUUCUUUUCAGGGACUGCACCGUAAUUUGACCACCCAAGAAGAUGGGCAGAUAGUUAUGUUCUCCGACCACGACUACCAGGUCGAUCGGACAUUAUUAACUAUUACGAAAUCGGAUAAGGCGGGGUUGCAUGUAAGAGAUUUUCACGGUAAUUGGGUUCUCGUGGACGGUGAUCUUGGGCCCGAAGAAGCUGUAGUGUAUCCCGGGCUUGCUUUGUAUCAGGCAACUGCUGGUUAUAUAAACCCUGCCAUGCAUAGGACUGAUAUUAGUGGUUUUCAAGAUUCUAUUUAUGGCCGUUUUUCGUUGGCGUUUAAACUCAUGCCUAAAUCUAUUGCGAGUCUUGAUUGUUCGGAAAUGAGAGCUGCUGGGCAUGGGGUUGAAGCUCAGUUUCAGAUUCCUGUACAGGUCGAUGACUUUAUGCAGAGAUCCACCGAUCAACUUCUUAAUCGGAACAGUUUCGCCACUUUCGGUUUCCCGACAGGUCAAGAAGGAUGUAUAAAACCAACGAUGCAGCAAAGGAAAAAGAACAACACGAGAUGCAAGCCUCUCCCUCCUUCGAAGAGGCUCCGCCUCGAAGCACAAAGAGUGCUCAAAGAGAGAGUUCAAGAAAUCGCGGACAAAAAGGGCAUCAAAUUAAGAUUCUGCACUUUGAAAGAGUGCGAAAAUCACGUCCAAUCGAUCGACAGCCCGUGCGCUGGGGUAAGGCUGGAGAUAGGGUGGCCCACCGGGGUCCCGUUUGUGCACCCCCACGACCUCCCUAAUAAGGCCAAGAUUGGAUUUCUCGAAACCUACGAACCUGGUUGGUCCGAGACUAAUGAUGAUGUUGAGUAACCGUGUGGCAUCUCUAAUGAAUGACAAUAGUUGGAAGAAUGACAUGAAUCUUAAUAGUUUGUAAUAUAUAUAUCUGAUCAUCUAAGUAUAUCUUUGUAGUGUUUACUAUUAUAAUGUUGUUAAUUUUAUAAAAAAGGAAAUUAGAUUAAAUAUUUAGGCUAAUUUACAGAUUAGGAAAUGAAAUGUAAUCAGAGGCUGCUUGUGUGAAUACAGUUGGGUUUGUUUUCUAGUCAUUUACUGUGAUUUUGGAUUA
Erythranthe guttata (spotted monkey flower) is the source of this 1940-nucleotide messenger RNA. Its product is annotated as 2-oxoglutarate (2OG) and Fe(II)-dependent oxygenase superfamily protein. NCBI's taxonomy places the organism in Eukaryota, Viridiplantae, Streptophyta, Magnoliopsida, Lamiales, Phrymaceae. The record is from RefSeq and is a predicted model, not a curated record.